GCUCAGCUCUGCUGCCUCGUAGAUUGAAAAAUUUUAACAACUUUUUGGGAGAAUCCAAUCAACGCAAACCAACUACAACCGAAACCACAAAUCAUCUGAGAGUUUGCCAUGGCAAAGAAAAAACCGUCUAUCAUCCAUAAAAAGUCAGACAAGUUAAUGAAAUAUUUGAAAAAGACAAAGUCGGCCCGUUACAGCUGCACGGCUAUUCGUACCAAAGUGAAAAGAAGAGCACACUGGCUCCAGAAAAUAAAAUCGAGCUUGAAACACAAAGAAUAUGAAUUAAAUAAACCAAAAGAAAUCAGGAUGUUUAAUAGCAAAAAAACAAAGAUAUUAUCGUCCUUUCACAGUAAAUGCCAAUUUAACAUCAGAAAGAUUAUCUUCUUUAAAAAUCGCUAUAAUAAACAAACGGCUUCUUUUGUUUCCAAAACCAAAGGCGAUCACUCGACCAAAAGGAAAGACUCAUUCCCAGAUCAGUAUAUAACUAUCAAGAAACCAAAAAGAUCUCAUGCACACCCAGACUCCGUGAAUCCUCUUACUUCAAACAUUCUCAACAUAUCCGGUCAUCAGAUCAUUUUUUUACCUAAAUUUGAAACCUGUAAUGAUUAUUCAGAGAUACUGACAAAACUUCAAAUGCCACACUUAAACGGUUUACCAAAUUUGAAACGCAAUGAACUCAGUUCUUGCCGUUUGGAAUUCGAGCAAAACAUUGAACUGUUUAAGAAAAACUGUGAUUUGAUUCGAGGAUUUAAAAAGAAAAAGAAAGAGGACUGUUAUCAUCAAAUCAAAGAAAUGCAGAGAGAGGCAGACAAAAUUCCAAGUGUCAAUGCAAAUACAUUUUUUGAUUCCCUCAAAGGUUAUCUGCAGAUGCAUGAACGUAAACAAUAUGCAUUGGCCAUUUUUUUCAUGAAACGCAGUAAGACCGUCUUUGUUUCACCGGAAUUUGAGGUAGAUUAUGAAAAUGACACACAUACUGAGCCACUUUUAUGUCAAGAGGUUGAAAUUAUUUUGCAACAGCUUGGAACCUUUGUGGAGAGCAUUCUGGUUUAUACGCUCAAUAGUCCUUGCCUGAACUGUAUGUCUGUACUCAGUAAAGAAGCGUAUUCUUGGCACACAGAAUAUGGAAUUUCAACAACUGUAGGAUUCACACAAUUUUGGGGAUUGAGUGGUCAAGACUUUUUUCAAAAUAUUACCUGCUCAUAUACCAACAUGUUGGAUCCAAAGAACGUUUUUCAUGAGAGUACUGAAAAAUGCAAGAGCAAUCCCUUCAAAUUGAAGUCUUUCACGGUCAACAGUAAAAUCUUUCAAAAUAUCAGGAAACUUAGUAAAAAAGAAGAAAAACAGAGCUGCCGUAAGAAAAUUGAAUCUUAUGUGUCUGUGCUGAAAGCACUGGCAAAAAUUUCCUUUUGUUCACGUGAAACACAUUUACAAUGUGGUGAAAACACAAUUUAUUCUUUCGUAUUUCCCCCAAUCAUCCAAGAUGCAUGUAGACACAGUCUUUUAAGGGACUGGUUAGUACUGGUGAACGACUGUGCCAAAUCAAAUGUUAUAAAACAAAUAACCAAGGAUUUUAAUGUUGCGGUAGUUGAAGUUAUUUACCAAAGUCUGAAGUCCUCUUGUGGGAACAAUAGUCCUUUAAAGCUUUGCCACAUUCCUCUGAAUCAUUUAGAUUGGGAGGUAUAUUGAGCAUGAAUAUUUAAAAAAAAAAAGAAAAAAAAAGAAUUUUAUUGCAUAAUAUAAUUGGUUAGAAUAGAUUAUAAAUUAAAAUUAAUUCAUUCAAAGUGAAUGAAAAAGUAAAUACUUAAAAAAAAAUUUUUUAAAUUAUAUAUCAUAAGAUAUAUAAUUUAAUAGAUAUUUAUAUACGUCCAGAGUAACAGCCGUAGACUGCAGUUUGCCGCCUGUCAGGUAGUCAGUAAUCCAGGGGAGCUGAACUCUGAGAGCAAACAGCCUGGUGACUGUAGCGUGCGAGGGGCUCACGUGGAUCUGUGGCUGAAUCUGGAGCUGAGACUGGAGGCGUUCAACGAGGACUCCUACGAGGCAGCAGAGCUGAUGCGCUGAUCAUUAAUGGCUGCUCACACCAAAGUGAGUGGCAGGAUUCUCCAGUCCAGUGAGCACAGCUCCAUCAGCUGGUGGAGUUCAGUCAACACACCUGCUCUCAACAACCAGCAGUGUGCUCAAACAUCGGUUUCUCCUCCAUCCUGCACGAUGUUUUACACUCCAGAAGCAGUAAAUCAGGAUUACAUCACCUCUCUGUAGAAGGAAACUUUCCAAGUGUCCUUAAUUUGGAUUCUUGUGUCCUUCUCAGUUCCUUCCUGGUGUGUGUGCUGGACUGGAUCCUCUGGCUCUGUGCCAUCCUUUACUUAAUAAAAAUCAUUGAAACUUG
Messenger RNA from Haplochromis burtoni (Burton's mouthbrooder), 2380 nucleotides. RefSeq lists its product as uncharacterized. The transcript is spliced from 5 exons. The coding region runs from base 109 to 1683 and encodes 524 amino acids. NCBI's taxonomy places the organism in Eukaryota, Metazoa, Chordata, Actinopteri, Cichliformes, Cichlidae. The record is from RefSeq and is a predicted model, not a curated record.